Microbotryum saponariae is the source of this 569-nucleotide messenger RNA. NCBI's taxonomy places the organism in Eukaryota, Fungi, Basidiomycota, Microbotryomycetes, Microbotryales, Microbotryaceae. The record is from the annotation of a GenBank genome assembly.
AUGGGGCAGUAGUGACUGACCUUGCCUGGCUUGCUUCUCCGUACACGCUCUCACAGGGGACGCGUUCGCACCAAGACCGUCAAGCGAGCCUCGCGAGUCGUCAUCGAGAAGUACUACCCUCGAUUGACCCUUGACUUGUGAGUCCUCCUCUACUCUGGGGCCGUAGUCAGCUAUCGAACCCUGUCCUAAAAUUCCUCUCCCUCUACAGCCACACCAACAAGAAGAUCUGCGACGAGGUCGCCAUCAUCCCCUCCAAGCGAUUGAGGAACAAGAUCGCCGGCUUCACGACCCACCUGAUGAAGCGCAUCCAACGUGGUCCGGUCCGAGGCAUCUCGUUCAAGUUGCAAGAGGAGGAACGAGAGCGCAAGGACAACUACGUCCCCGAGGUCUCGGCUUUGGACAACCAAGGUGCCGCGAUCGACGUCGACCCGGACACCAAGGACCUGUUGGCUUCGCUCGGCUUCGACUCGAUCCCCGUCAACGUUGUCGCUCCCUCUUCCGCGUUCGAAGGUCGCCCUCAACGUCGUCACGUCGUCGGCGCCGGUCGACCGCGUCGUGAUGAGGCUUAA